CCCAAAGCCAAGCCCUUGAGAGGCUCCCCGCGGCGCAUACAGCGAGCGCGAACUCGCCCGCCGACUGCGCCACAGCUUAGCAAAAAGCUCGUUGGCAGCAGUAGUCCAAGUCUGAACGCCCGGGCCUGCGGCACCGGCCCAAACAAAACACUGGCCAACCCAAGCCGAGGAAGCAAAUCGCAGCGGGGAGUACCGGCCACGGGAUACGCCCCUUCCAGGAUAGCCUAGAGAAGCAAAAUGGGCCGCGGCGCCGGCCCCCUCCUCGACGACGACGAUGAGGACGUCGCGCUACGUAGAUCAGGCCUCGCCUGCGUUUUUACAAGAGAGGGCUCGAUGAUGAACAACGGGCGCUGGGUGAAAGUAGCCGCGGACCUCGAGAACCUCACUCUACGCUUAGAUAAUCGAGCGUUGGCUGGAUCUACUAGAUCGAGAUCUUCAGAAGUCUACAACAAGGAGAUGCAGAUCCACCGGGGCACCAAGGUCGAGCGCGCGCCGCAGCCGUCGCGGCCCUUUGUCUUAGCCGUGUCCAAUUUCAAAGGAGGGAAAGACAGAAGACGAUUGCUCGACUUCCUGACGAGGGAAGCUGGUGAUGCGUGGUUCGACCUGCUCUACAAGGUGGCUACCACAGAUUUGAACACUCUCUUAGAGCCGCUGAUGGAGGCUCGCGAUAAACGCAGAGACGCGGUACAAUUAGAGGAGGCCCUGGCGGCGCGGCCGGCGCGGGUGGAGGACGCCCUAGAAGCUUUAAGGAGAGGUAGGCUGCCGGCGGACUUUGUUGCUAGAGAUGCGUCGGGGCGAGCCGUGACGGCUUUAUUAGCGGCGGCUAGAGCUGGCCGAGCGGAUAUCGUGGAAGCGCUCGUGGCUCUGGGCGCGAGACCGGACGGUCCUCCAUUACCAGUCGUGGCUGAUAGAAGGCCCUCUUCCCCGGACCGAAGACUAGAAAGACAGAGAUCCGGCGGCUCGGGCUCGGGCAAGGAGGUUUCCGACGCGCCGCCGCCGCCGUCCUCGGAGGACGGCGUGCCCACCGUCGAGGAGACGCCCCUACUCGGGGCGACGCGCGCCGACCGCCACGAUGCUGCUGCUGCUUUAUUAAGGGCGGGUGCUGAUCCCACACUAGGUGAUGCUCGUGGAGCGAAGGAGACGCCAUUAUUAUGCUGCGCGCGGCGGGGCUCCGCGGAGAUCGCCCGAGCUUUGCUACGAGCCUUGGCCGGUAGAGCAGCGGCGGCGGCCGACGACGCCCGGCGCCUCAAGCUGCUGUGCCACGUGGAUAGGAGAUUCGGCCUCCACCCCGAGACGGCUUUGGAAGCAGCAGCGGUGGCCGGCCACGCGGCCGUCGUCGUCGCGUUGUGUGCCGGUGCCGAGUGCAAGGGCGAGAACGGUCAAGUGCACGUGUGUCGGGCCGACGCGACCCUCAGAAAUCCGUCGGGCCGGACGGCGAUGCAUCUGGCCUGUGAUCGGGGGCGGGCGACGGUAGUAGCGCCUCUAGCGGCCGCGGGCGCCGACCCCGACGCGCUAGAUCCGGACGGCCUCGCGCCCCUGAGCAUGGCGGCGCAGCACGGCCACGUCGCUUGUGUUGCGGCUUUGUUGCAGCGAGAUGCGACGGCACCUUUAGAUCCGCAGUUACUGCAGGGCGCGGAUGCGGAAAGAGCUGGGAGGUUAGUUGUCGCUACUGAUGCCCUGCGAGUGGCUUUAGGUGCCGACACAUUCGACGCCAAAGGGGCUGCGGACCUCGCGAAAGCCGUCCGAGCAGAGAUCAAGGCCGGCGAACUGCCGCGGACCGCGGGUGCUGCUCUCGCGAACUUUCCCGCGGACGUGGCCCAAGCGGCGGGUCGGAGGGACUCUGCCUUGCUAAGAUGCUGCGACGCGGGCGACGGCGCCGGCGCCGACUUAUGGCUCACGCUGGGCGCGGACGUGAACCACGCGGACCAUGGGAUAGAGAGAAGAACACCAUUGAUGGCCUGCGCGGCUCGCGGAGAUACACAAUUAGCUUCCGCCUUACUAGCGACGGGCCGAUGCGCCGUGGAUGCUGUUGAUGGAAAAGGCUGCACGGCGCUCAUACGAGCGGCGGAGGCCUCGGCGUCGUGUCGGGCCGAUCCCGUGCGACAAGCUGCUGCUAGACGAGUGGCCGACCUCCUACUAGAGCACGGCGCCGACCCGCUGGCCGUGGACGCCAAAGGUAGAAGCCCACUGAGCCUCGCGGCGGCGGACGCGCGCGAUCAUAGGUUAGUGGCACGCAUGCUCGCGUUUCCCAAGGUCCAUGCGGACUUCGCCCAUGGUGAUGAUGAGGCCACGGUGCUCAUGUUGGCGUCGGCGCUGCCGGAGGCGUCUUCCGUUUUAAGGACGUUGUUAGGUGCUCCGGACCUCGCGGCCGACUCGGGAUUGAAAAACAUGCGAGGCAGAAGAAAAUCGGCAGCAACGUGCGCGCGCGCCGAUCUGAGGAGAAAGGACGCUCGGGGUCGAACGGCGCUCUUCUACGCGGCCGAGGCCGAUCGCGCCGAGAACGUUGAGCUCUUACUCAGUCUGGGGCGGCGCGCGUCGUCGACCGCAACCGACCGAGGCGACGUCCUGGACCAGAUGCUCGAUGUGGACGAGCGGGACGCGGCGGGCCAGACGGCAUUACGGGUGGCGACGGCGGCGGGCGCGCGAGGGGCGGUUGGUGCGCUCUUGCGUUUCGGCGCGUCGGCGUCGGAUGCGGAACGAGCGGCACUCCAAUCGGAGGACGACGAGGAGCAGCUCGUCAAGUCGCCGGGGCCGCCCUUACCCACAAUUCCGGAGACGGCGGCGCCCAUCGCGCGCACGCUCGGAAGGUUUCGCGCAGCCGUGGCGAACGGAGAUGACAACUUGGUGUUGCGGUACGUGGCGCGGGGCAACUACGACGUCGACGAGCCGACGAGCGCGGAAGAUGGCGCGCGCACGGCGCUGAUCGUCGCCUGUGCCUUAGGGAACGCGGCCGGCGCCGCUCGACUGUUAGAUGCUGGUGCUGAUGCCAACGGGAGGGACGCGUCGCGAAGGACGCCUCUAUUAGCAGCAGCGAGAUCGGGCGCGUUAAUUGACGCGACGGCGAAAAGACGGGGCGACGCGACCGAUCGAAGCUUAGCUGAAUUACUGCUCGAUGCGGGUGCUGAUGCUACUGCUGCGGACGGUUUGAGGAGGGAAACGGCAUUACACGUCGUCUGCGGCAGCAUGGAGGACAUCCUGUUCAUUGGGGGUGCCCGUCGUAGAAGGGAGGCGGCGGCUUUGUUGUUGGAACGAGGCGCGGACCCAGAAGCCGUCGAUGCCGCGGGCCGGACGCCCCUACUCCUAGCGAGCGGCGAGUGGCCGCCCUGCGACACGGCCGACUACCUGGUCGAGGCGCCGGCCACACCUAAUGACUCGACGCCGACGACGCCGACCGUUUCAAAAAAGAGCGGGCCGCAGGACCUCUCCGAGCUCAUCACGAAGUCCCACUCGAAGCUCGCUUCUCAUAAUUUGGUGGUCACGGGCGACGACACGAAGCCGGCGGACCAUUCGACCUGCGAAGCGCCCCACGCCGAUGCUGUGUUGGAGGCGUUGUUAGUGCGGGCGGCGUCGGUCGACCUUGAUAGGAGACACAACCUCAAGGCGAACCGGAAGACGGGCGCGCCGGCGCGCGUCGCGACGGCCUUGGGCGAGGCCUGCGUGGCCGGGCGCAUCGUGGCGGUCAAGGCCUUGUUGAGAGCUGGUGCGGGCCCCGACGCCCCUGCUGAUGGAAGAGACAGAACAGCUUUGGCCCUCGCGGCGAUGAGCGGCCGCGCGCAAGUCGCUAGACGAUUGUGCGAGGCCGGGGCCGAGCUCGCGCGGGCGCCCCACGCGGAUGGUGGGAGAACAGCUUUACAUCACGCCGCGGCGCGGGCGCACCCCGCGGCCGUCGCCGUUUUGUUACGGGCGGGCGCGCCGUCCUUCGCUAGAGAUUUAAGGGGACGCACGCCCUUGGACGGCUGCGGCGUCACGGGCGAGCAGGACGUCGAGGUCAUCGUGGCCGGCCCCGAGGCGCCCGAGCGCGCGGCGCCGGACCCGAUGCGGAUCCGGUCGGUCGGGUCGGGGGGCGGCGACGAUUUGGGACGGCCCUUUGAAGAUAGAGCGGCGGCCUGCGCGAAUAGAUUACUAGCGUUGCGCUUCGCCGUCGACUGCGGCGACUUCCGCAAGGUCAGUGAUUUGGUGGCGUCGGGCGCGUUUUCCCUGGAACAUGGGGCCGGUCCCCGGGCCCUGGAGAAGGCGGCCAAAUUAGGAGACGCCGAGGGCGUGGACAUCAUUUGCGACGCGUACCCCGGCGGCGCGCCGCCGCCGGCCGUCGCGGCGGCGGCCUUAGACGCCGCGGCUGCUGGUAGAAGGGCCUACGCGGCGGCGGCGUUAUUCAGGAGGGGCUGCCGCCCGGCGGCCGACGGAAAAGCGGCUGCUGCAUUAGCAGCUCUAGCUGUCGACGUGGGCAACGACGAGUUGCUCCGACUAGCGCUGGACGCGGGCGCCGACGCCGCCGCGCCGACGACCGGUUUACCUGUGGAUGACUCAACACCAAAGUCGAGCUUUCUAUCUGAGUUGUCUACCGCCCAGAAGCGCAUUCGAGGCGACGAGUCCGAGGAGGAAGUGCCACCUUUAUCGGCGGCGGAGCAGCGCGACUACUAUGCUACGGCAUUAUGGGCGGCGCGGAGCGCGGGCGCGCCGACGUCCGACUUGGUCGGCGAUCCAAGGGAGGCGCAGACGCCCCUCUCUGCUUUAUCUAGAGCUGCCGCCGCUCCUAGACCGCGCGGGCCGCGCGCAUUAGGUGUUCUACUGGACGGCACGCCGCGCGCCGCGCAAGCUCUGAGGAGAGCCCUGCGGAACGCGUCCCAGGGGUCAGAUGUCUCACCAUUACACGCGGCGGCGGCGGCGGACGCCGUGGAUGCCCUCGCGACUUUAGUACGGGCCUGGCGCCGCGAGUGCGCGACGGACCCGGGUCGGGACAAUGCCGGGGCGUUCGCCAGGGACGGCGGCAAAAGAACACCGCUGCACGUCGCUUGCGCAUUAGGGGCGUACGACGCCGCCGCGACGUUAGUAGCAUUACAUGCGGGCGACGAAGCUGCGAGAAAGGCUCUACUCGCAGCCGAGGACGCGCGGGGCCAGAGACCCCUACAUAGGGCAGCUAGAGCGAACGACGGCGCCGUAGCUUCAUUAUUACUAGGUGCGGGCGCCGACAGCGAAGCGACGGACGACGCGGGGCGGACAGCGAGAGACGCGUGUGCUAUUGGGGCCGCGUCGGCCGCCCGUCGUUUAGAUGCCAUGCGCCGCGCGGUGCGGGACGGCGACUUCGACAAGGCGUUAAGGCUGGUCGCUCGCGGUUGCUUUCCCAUCUCCUCGUCCACGAGGGAGGGCGAUACGGUGCUGACGCGGGCGGCCGCCGCUGGUAGAGGUGAUGUGGUGGAUGCCGCAAUAGCUUUAGGAGCCGGCCAAAUCGCCGAGUCGACCACCACGAUCCCCGAGAACGCCGCGGCGCCCGUCGUUUCGACGGGCGCACUCGUGUCUCCAGCUAGGCCAGACCGCGUCGGGCCCGAGGUGUUGCAAGCUCUUGGAGCGGCCGCAAAAGCAAGACAACUCCAAGCCGCGGAACGGUUGUUAGCCUCCGAUCCGAACGUGCGGCCGCGCGAGCACGACGCCGCACCUCUAUUGAGGGUCGCGGUCGCGAGAAGGCGGCACGCCCUGGCGGAACUACUGUUGGUGCGAGGCGUCGAGCCGUUGGCGCCGUGCGCGCCGGUGGCACGAGCGCGCGCCGGCGGCGACGUUUUACCAAAAGGCGAUUGUAGAGUUGCGGACAACGCAACGAGCCAGAUCGAGGUGAGUGACCCGGAACCGACGACGCCUUUUUUGGUGGCUGUGGAGUCGGGCGACUUGGCUGCUGUACGAGUGUUCUUAGACCAGCACAACGCCAUCUUUGACGUCGAUCAGGUCGCGAGAGACGGGUCGACAGCUCUCAUGACCGCUUUAUCCCAUGGUCAUGUGAGGGUCGCGCACGCUUUAGUGGCUGCGGGCGCGGACGUCACGGCCACGGACGCGAGGGGCAGAACCGCUUUAGAAAGGGCCUGCUUCGACCACGAGGCCUUGAAGGCUGACUUGCGAACAGUAGCGGCGGCCUGCGACCGCGCCGACUACCUCGCGCAGAGGAAGGCCGUCAAGGCGGCUCUAGACGAGGACGCGCGCGACUCGGAGAUCGAGAGCUCGCAGGAGGAGCCGCGCCAGGUGUCCGACGACGAGUCCGGCACCGUUACUCCGGCGACGCCGUCGCGAGGUGGUCGCAUUGCUGCUCUAGCGGCGGCCUUCGAGCGCGGUAAAUCUGGGUCGACGCCGCCGCCGUCGCCCGGGCGAAGGGCGUCCAUAACCUCGGACGAGGGGUUGAGCGCGACGGACCGGAGUUUGCUGGAUCGGGCCCUGGUCUUAGCCGUGCGGUUACGGGACGCGGACGCCGUUGAUAGAUUACUAGCGGCGGGCGCCGACGCUCUUGCCCCCGUCUCGGCGUCGUCGCCGGAGACGGCGCUCUGGAAGUCGUGUGCUGCGCCCGACCUCGCUACUCUGAGAGCUCUUGUGGCGCACGCGGGCGACGGCUUCGACGUGAACGUGGCCCACGGCGUGGUACGGGCGACGCCAUUAUGUGUCCUGGCGGCGUCGGGCGACGCCGACGCCUGCGCCAUCCUGUUAGAUGCGGGCGCGGACGCAUCAAUCAGAGACGCGCGCGGCCGCGGGCCGCUCUGGCACGCGGCGCACCGGGGCCACGGGAAUGUGAUUCGGUGCCUCGCGACGCGCCUCGAGAACGAAAGAGGUAGCGAUGUCGUGCGGAGUGUGGUAGAUGCGCGGGACUGCGACGGCAUCACGCCCCUGCACGCCGCGGCUAGAGUGGGUGCGAGGGCGGCCCUCGCCGCUCUCCUGGAGGCCGGCGCCGACGCCACGAUAAAGUGCGAGCAGGGCCGGACACCUAGGCAGCUCGCUAUUUUAGCCCAGCACAAGGACGCGGCGGCGCAGCUCGACGCCAUGUCGCUCGCGAUCGUCGAUGGCGACUACGCCGAGUGCAUCAGACUGGCGCGCAACGGCAACUGGCCCCUGGACUGGACGGCGGGCGCCGACGACGUCGAGGGCUACGAGGACGACGACGACGUGGGGGAGGCGCCGGCGCCGGCGCCGGCUCCCCAAACGCCCGAGAAGGACGACGCGCCGGCGCCGCCGACGUACGAGCCGUACGUACGCGGCGCCGCGGACGUGGAUGACGACGCCGACGCCGGCGGCGACGACGAUGCCGACGUGCGGCCGCCGACGCCUCCCGACGACGACGCGGCGCGGUCGCAGAACUCGCAGGACUUCGCGUACUAGUUGGCAGCUUCUUGGCCGUCGUAAAAUCUGGAUUUUGCU
This is a messenger RNA of Pelagomonas calceolata, 7389 nucleotides long. The record is from the annotation of a GenBank genome assembly. Lineage: Eukaryota; Pelagophyceae; Pelagomonadales; Pelagomonadaceae.